Pangasianodon hypophthalmus (striped catfish) is the source of this 1883-nucleotide messenger RNA. RefSeq names its product protein sprouty homolog 3. Gene Ontology annotation, cellular component: membrane; cytosol. NCBI's taxonomy places the organism in Eukaryota, Metazoa, Chordata, Actinopteri, Siluriformes, Pangasiidae. The coding region runs from base 587 to 1438 and encodes 283 amino acids. The record is from RefSeq and is a predicted model, not a curated record. The transcript is spliced from 2 exons. Gene Ontology annotation, biological process: animal organ development; multicellular organism development; negative regulation of fibroblast growth factor receptor signaling pathway.
UCACUGACAUACAGAGGCACACAGAGUGAAUGGAUGAGUGCAAGAGCAGGAAGCACAGAGAGAGAGAGAGAGAGGGAGAGAGAGAGAGAGAGCGCGUGCAAGUGAGACGAUCCAGCGCUCACACUUUCAGCUCAUACUGAGAAUAGAUGAACUGCAGAUCCACUGCUCUCCAGCUUCAUAUGGAAGUGUUGCAUUCCCUGCUUUCCUUGUUCACUUUGACCCGGGACCUCUUUAUUAAUUGGGAUAUUGUAGUGUGACAUGUUGCCCUCUUUCCUUGGGAGAAUCGUUACUUUUUUUGGAGUGUUUAUGCAUGUUUUCCUUUCGUCCGAGACUCUCGGUGCACUCCUUGGGGAAUGAUUAAGUACUGAGGACCGAGGAGGAGGAUUGCCUGCCUGCCUGCAUGUGUGUGGGACCCUUACAAAAAAAAGAAAUCUAAAGCUGAUCAAGUGACUUGAUAGAGGAAAGAAAUUAAAGUACUCUUUGGUCUUGUACAAUGGAUCUCCCUCCAUUUAGAGGUUUAUCUGAUGUGCCGUGAUUGGUGCGAGCCUUGUAUCCAAGUCUCUUCCCUAGUGGCACUGGUGACAUUAUGGAUUCAGCACCUUCUCUCAGGAUGGAUCGUGAUGGUUUGGACCUCCAGCAGGUCACUGUGCUGUCCAUAGAUCAGAUCCGUUUGAUAAGGGCCAGCAAUGACUAUGUCGAGCGUCCUGUAGCACUAGACCCCACUUCGCAGGUGGGUGUCUUCUAUACACACGAUGAAAGACAUCCUCAGAUGCCUCGCAGUCAGAGUCAGCACCAACAUGCCCACCUGGCUCACCUGAGUCGCUCUAGUACAAUCAGCUCCAUGUCCCGUGGCAGUGCUGCUUCGGACCAGAGACUUCUUUCAGGAUUAACAAGUUCCCAUUCCGGAUUGGCCUCAGUAGUGCGUUCUCAACCCAAGGGCGAUCUGAAACCAGAUUCGUUAAGUAAAGGCUUGGCUGAUGGAGAGGAUUUAGGCUUACAUCUGUUCAUCUGUGAACGCUGUAGCCGCUGCAAGUGCCAGGAGUGUUGUGCCCCUCGAAGCUUGCCCUCUUGCUGGGCCUGUGGCCAGCGAUGUCUGUGCUCAGCCGAGAAUGCCAUGGAGUACGGCACCUGCCUGUGCUGUGUGAAGGGUCUCUUUUACCACUGUUCGGCAGACGAUGAGGACAACUGUGCAGACCGACCCUGCUCCUGUGCCCCGGCUCAUGCCUGCUCCCGAUGGAGCACCAUGGCUGUUCUGUCUCUCUGCCUGCCCUGCUUGUGCUGCUAUCCUCCUGCCAAGCUUUGCCUCACUAUGUGCCAGCGUGGUUACGACCGUGCCACACGACCUGGCUGCCGCUGCAGCAACACUAACACCGUGUGCCGCAAGAUCUCCGCUUCUAACCCUGCACCUUUCCGCAAGACUCUAGACAAACCGGUAUGACACCAAGACGGCACUCCUUCUGUGAUCCCGUCACUGCAUUCCCCCUUUCGCAUUCCCGAGGAUACCAUGAAACACUGAACUUACUCACCUACACCCAACCAAUCAGGCCUAGCUACAUUACGUGCAAGAAAGGAAGCUUAUUGAUUAAAAAAAAGUGUUGUCUAUUUAUUUAUUUAUUUGACUUUCCUGGCUAAGACAGGUAAUGCUGUCCAUAUGUAACCUUUUACAGGGAGUAAGCUAUCAGAACAAAAAAAUCUGGUGCUGCGUUGGGUAAAAUGCAUCUUCCAGGCACAGUGCCAGGAAAUCAUCUUCAGCCAUACUGCGUGGACAGUGUAUGCAAAAUGGCUGAUGUUUGAUCCAAGGGGGACGUAGACUCCGAGCCAAAAAAAAAAAAAAAACAUUGAGUACAAACCAUUUUGGACACCAAAAAAAAAAAAAGGGACCA